This is a messenger RNA of Limulus polyphemus (Atlantic horseshoe crab), 4235 nucleotides long. RefSeq lists its product as uncharacterized. The record is from RefSeq and is a predicted model, not a curated record. Bases 11 to 2932 code for a protein of 973 amino acids. Lineage: Eukaryota; Metazoa; Arthropoda; Merostomata; Xiphosura; Limulidae. The transcript has 10 exons. Gene Ontology annotation, molecular function: zinc ion binding.
UGUAUACAUAAUGUAUUCUCACUACUUACAGGUUCAAAAGACAGAUGUGGAUGACCAAAAUUAUGAUAUACUUUUAAAAGUGCUUCAGUUUUUUCCACACCAUGACCCAUCAUAUAUCCUGGAGUUAAUGAAAUCUUUCCAACACUCCAAUCAGGAAAUUAUGUUGAACAAUAUUUGCAUUUACAUUCUGGAAAGUGGAUAUGACAAGAUUUCAUUAAAUCAGUUAACUGACCAACAUGAAAAGACAAAGAGUGAUAGUGAUGGAAGAUUAUUUACCUCGGAGAUUCAGCUCCACUCUCCUUCGAUAAAGAUCAAACCUAUUCUUUUAACAUCAGAAAAUGAUAGUCUACCAGCUUACAGAAAACGUGUGUUAGAUAAUGUUGACGAAACUUUAUCAUCACCCGAGGAGAAAAAUAAUGCUCCUCCACCUAACAAAAAACUCCUUCAAGAUAAUGUUGAGCCUGCAAACAGUAAUUUUGGUGAGACUUCAACACUAAAUGCUGGUAAGAUUAACGAUAAGUCCACUCAAAGUGCACAUAAAACUUUCCAGUCAGAACCUGCAUAUGAUCAGUAUCCUGUUAAUUGCACUGAAAUAAAUCAGACAGAUGAAACUGACUGUGUCAAAAAGAUUCCAAAUGAACUAGAUGUGCACAUGAAAGUUGCUCAUCCAUUUACAUCCAUUAUUCCUUCUGUGAAUAUCAAUGGAAAAGCAAGUAGUCCAUUAAUAACAUCAGUGAUUAACUUUGUAUCUAGUCCUUCUCAUGACAUUUACUCAAGUACAUCUAUAGUUGCAAGUACUUCAACUGUAGAUUCAACAUCAGAGAAACAUAUCUUAACCAGUCAGAAAGACCCACUGUUAAAUAUUAAAGAAAGAACUGAUUGGAAUCAUUCCUUGUCAAGCAAUAUUUCUUUGCCCAGUUACAUAGAAAUCACCCAACGUAAUCAGCCAACAGCUAGUACAUCUUCCCCAAAUUGUGUCACUCAGGUUUCAGAAUUUUCAAAUAAAAAAUAUUCUCAAAAUGAUGUUGAUAUGCAAAUAAUUUCAAAUAAGCAAUGUUGUGCCUUUUCCACAGAUUUUGAGAAUGACAAUGCAGUUUCAGACACUAAAGAUAAUAUGCCAUCUAUAAGAAAUGCAGAUAUUACCCAACUUUCAAAAAGUAUUAUUUCCACAAAUUGUGUUAAUACCAUCCAGUCCUCUGAGUCAUCAAGUACGACCUCUUCAUCAUCAUUUCUGACGAUCACCCAGUCUUCUAAGCUUACAAACAGUAUAUCCUCUUCAUGCAGUUUGAAUGCUACACAGUCUUUCAAGCCUAUAGUUAGUACAUCUUUACCCAGUUUUGUGGAUUUAACUGAAGAUUCAGACUCUUGUAUUGAAGAAAUAGCUUGUGAAAUACAAAAUGACUGUCCAAAGAUCACUAUUAAGAAAAAUAAUUUUUCAAGUUAUUGUAGUACUGUAGAAACUACUAAAGAAUUCUCUCCUGAAUUUGAAAUUCCAAAGUUUCUCUUAGAUGAUGAAUUCCAUAAAUAUGAAUGUAAAUGCUGUUUUAAUGAAGUUUGUUUUGAUGAUUUAGUGCAGUGUUCAGAAGGCCAUUUGUUUUGCCAAGAGUGUUUGAAAAGAUAUACUGAAGAAGCAGUUUAUGGAAUUGGAAAGGCUGACUUAAAGUGUAUGAUGGAUGGGUGCCCAGCAAGUUUUUUCUUCAGUCAGUUGCAGCGGGCUCUGCCCAAAUCAUUGAUGGAGAAAUAUGAAGAGAGAAAAGCAGAAGAAAGUAUAAAUCUUGCUGGUUUGGAAAAUUUUGUAAGAUGCCCUCAUUGUAGUUAUGGGGCAGAGUUAGAUGAGAUUGAGCUUGUAUUUCGGUGCCCUAAUCCAGGAUGUCUAAAGGAAAGUUGUCGAUACUGUAGAGUUGAAUGGGCAGAACAUCGUGGUUUUGACUGCAAUGAAGUGGAGACAAAGAAUGAAACAAAAAUUAGACUUUCUUUUGAAGAAAAAAUGGCCAAAGCCAAAAUUCGUCAGUGUCUCAAGUGUAAAGCCAAGUUCACUAAAGAUUCUGGCUGUAACAAGAUUAUAUGUUCCUGUGGUGCCAUAAUGUGCUAUAUUUGUCGAAAAGAGAUAAAAGGCUAUGAUCAUUUCUGCCAACAUGUACGUUCCCCUAAAAAAGACUGUUCAAAUCCAACCUGUCAUUCUUGUUUUCUGUGGUCUAAUUCUGAAGAAGAUGAUGAACAGGCAUUAUUAGAGAUACAAAGGAAAGCAAAUGAGAUUCGAAGAGCACAAGGGUAUAGUGUGGACAAAACCAUAGGAGUUCCAGAUUUAAAGGAUUGUCUUCAAAGAAAAAAUGAAAAAAUUCCACCGAAAUUGGCUAAAAAGGAAGAAGCUGUUCAAAAACAACCACAGAUGUUACACAAAAAAACUGGCAACUAUAUCAUAUUCUUGAAAGCCCAAAAUGAUCCUUGUAAGCAAGUUCUUAACUCUUCACUUACAUUCCUUACUCCACCAGCUAAUUCUAAAGGUCUAAAACCAUUGAAAAAUGAAACUUAUUGCAACAGUCAUCAUAAGACCACUCAUACAAGGUCAUUGAAAGGAAAGGGAAAAGGCAAGUCUUCAGCUAAACAAACCAAAAAUUCAAAUCAGCCAGUCCCUUUGAAAAAUCAACACAUUAACCUUAGGCAUUUAUUUUCAUCUGCUAAAUCCGUGGAUAAUCAGCAGUCUACCCAUCACAUUGGACAAAGGUCUGUAACACAAACAGUACCUAUGGCUGUAGCAGACUUUAAUUCUAGUAGUAGUUCUACAAUAAUAAAUAACUCCCUUAUGGAGAAGUUUUCUGAGUCUGUUAAUAACUCUUCACUAGAUGUAAAUAUGAUUGAACGCAAAACUUUAUCAAAGUAUUGUCUGGAGAAACAGAGAAAUGGAGCUUCAUCUAAGUCUUCGACUUCAUAAAUUAAUUGAAACUGAUGCCCCUUUGUAUUCUUUCAUAUUAAAACUAAAGUGCUUAGGAGUAUCUUUGUGAUCACAACAUCUUUAAAAUGCUUCUAUAUGAUACUGGGAGUUACACCAUCCAUAAUUAAACCCUUAUGUCUAAAGGAUAGCAGAAAAUAAAUCCCCCUUUUUUUAACUGUGUUGUAAGGGUUUUUGUGAAACAUUUUUAUUUGAAUGUUUACAAGAAUAAAUCAUUCAGGAGUUUGCAACCUUAAGUGUUUAAGAGAUUUCAAGUAACUUUCCUGUUAGAUACAAGUCUUUUUUUUUCACACAGAAGAAUCUAUUCCCUUGUUUUGUAUCAGACUACUACAGGCUGAUUUUUGUUUAGCAAAUUCAUAGUUUAUAGCCUGCUUGUAUAUCAAAAUAUAACCAUGCAAGUUAUUAACAUGUUUUGUAUAUAUAUAGUUUUAUCAUGAUGCUACUAGAUAUUGCUUUAAGGUUUUUAUGAAAAACAUUAUUAUUUGAAUGUUUACAAGAAUAAAUCAUUCAGGAGUUUGCAACCUUAAGUGUUUAAGAGAUUUCAAGUAACUUUCCUGUUAGAUACAAGUCUUUUUUUUUUCACACAGAAGAAUCUAUUCCCUUGUUUUGUAUCAGACUACUACAGGCUGAUUUUUGUUUAGCAAAUUCAUAGUUUAUAGCCUGCUUGUAUAUCAAAAUAUAACCAUGCAAGUUCAGGAAGGUCAGUGAUGUCAGUCAGUUAGCCAAAGCUGUUUCUGUCAUGGAUGUUUACCAUUGAGAUCAAAGCCUCUGUUGCCGAGGCUUCAAAUGAUUACAAAGAAGAAAAAAUUCUGUUGUUACAGCCAUCGAAAAUGCUUAUGGAUGCCAAAGACAAACUGAAGGUUGAUGAGUUAUCUGUAGAAGAGUAUGCCACCUCAAUGGAUGUCAGUUCCAAAGAACACAAAGACUGUCAAAGUGAUUUUAUUGAUGAAAUUCUUCAUUCCACAGUCUAUGCAGAACCUAAUAACUCAAAUAGCCAACCAGUAAUACCUCAGCCUGCAUCAGAACAUAAGACAAAGCCACUUUAAGAACUUUGCUUAAGUAGUGAAGUGAACAAAUUAACUGUGUAGAAGGGUAUGAAUAAUUUGCUUGGAGAAAUGGUAAAUAUUUGAAGGCUCUUUGCAAAAGACUAGUUUCUGUUAAAAUCCAAACAUCUAUAUUUGUCCAUAUUACAUACAUGUAUAAGGGGAAAAAAGGCUUUAGGGACACAGCCAAUUUGUUCAGCAUUUCACUAAUAUUACUAUUAAUAAAACAGUUGUUAAAUUUA